AUGCCCGAGCCAAUUUCUGGCAAGUACGAAUCACACGAGCAACACCCAUACAUCGUCGUACCAUCGCCUCUAUUCGACCCUAUAAAGAGCUACCAGGUUCAGGGGGUUACCAAUCAGAUGCAGGCCAACACUCACGGCGCGGACGACUAUGGCAUUGUUCCGCCAGGUCGUCGCAACCAAUAUUGGACUCACCAACAGCCUUAUAACACACGUUUUGAAUAUUCUUAUCCAUCCCUCUCAACACUGGCUGCAGAUCCACCGACUGAAGGGGGCUUCUAUCCGACGACAUGCAACUAUUCCUACGCCUACUGGAACGACUCUGAGGACAGUCUCCAAGGACCUCCCUCGAGAACAGGCUCCAUAAGCACCGAAAGCACCAACGAGUCCACCUCGACGCUAAGUUCGAUGUCUGCUUACUCUGGUAGUACCGAGCUGCUUCAGAAUGCAUGCGAGCAUGUCGUCAUCAAUCCACCAUCAGCCGAGUCCCGAUUUCUUGCACAAGAGCAGUCCAUGUAUGCAGCACCUCCCCCUCCGACGCAACCACAUCCGGUGUAUCCUUAUCUUGUUCACCCUUCGAUGGAAUUCCACGAUUGCCGUGGGGAUGCCUCCAUCAUUGGACAUUUACCUCAACUUCUGACAACGUCUGCUGUCCACCAGCAGCCCCAAUAUUCAAAUUGUUCCCACCAUGUCGCUUUUGGCCAACCUCUUCCAUCAUUUCAUCACCAUUCGCCAAUCCCCCGCCUAAGGCCGCCAACGCCCCAGCAGGUAAAUAAUGGAACUGGCUAUAUAGCGACGACCUUUUCUUGGAGUAACCCAGUCGAGCAGCGUUCUCAAUGCUGGCAACCUCCUCCAGUCACUCUUCCCAUCCUCCAUCCAAUUCCUCGUCCAAUUUCACCUCGCUCGCCACCCGCACACACUCCCUCGGAGGAGGAGCUGGCCUCGGAUCACACUGCGGCAACCUUGCUCCCGAGGCUACCGGCUUUGAGUUCUGUUCAAUGCUCGACUAAUCCGUCUCAAUCUUUCUUGCAUCCUCAUCAUCUUGAUCAAGCAAUGUCUGGUGCUGCAUCCAAUUCUCCUCGACGCACCGUGCCCAAAGCGUCUUCCCCUACAAAAGAGUUUCGACACGACACUCCUCCAACUGCGCCUCCACCCAUCGUUGAGAACAAUUUACGUUCUAUAUCGGCCAACUCACCUAUGGGCACCAGUGCUUCCCUCGAGGUGGACAGACCGACAUCCCCUCGCUCUAGCGCCCAUAAUUACGAGUGCAUGCGGCGACCAUGGCCCACGAAAUUCGAGCAGGUGUUUCUCACUUCCGAAGACAAUAGAUUGCCUGCGUCGAAGCGGCGAAGAAUCUACAUCAACUCGCUCGAGCAACAGUGUAAUCAACUCCAUGAGACGCUCAAGGCAAAUGGUCUGUCACUGGCAGCAAAUUCUCCCCCAGCAAUUCAAAAGCUCAGAGCGAAGGACACAAAGUCAUCGAUUGUCCGAUUUCAGCAUGAGAUUACUCUUUUGCGCAACCGCCUCACGCAUCUCAAUACCAAGUCCACUAAGGCCACUGUAACGCAUCCUCACGCAAAGGACCAUGAAAGCCCGUCCUAG
Molecule: messenger RNA, 1599 nt
Organism: Serendipita indica DSM 11827
Lineage: Eukaryota; Fungi; Basidiomycota; Agaricomycetes; Sebacinales; Serendipitaceae
Source: the annotation of a GenBank genome assembly